This is a messenger RNA of Zingiber officinale, 513 nucleotides long. RefSeq names its product probable serine/threonine-protein kinase kinX. The record is from RefSeq and is a predicted model, not a curated record. NCBI's taxonomy places the organism in Eukaryota, Viridiplantae, Streptophyta, Magnoliopsida, Zingiberales, Zingiberaceae. The coding region runs from base 1 to 513 and encodes 170 amino acids. The transcript has 2 exons.
AUGGCCGUUGAGCCAUUUACGACUGUUGCUGUGGGGCGAAGAGCUGAGAAGAAACGAAGGGAAGGGGGAUUAGUUGAGGUUCUUGAACCAGUUGCAGUUGGGGAACCCGUUGAAGUUGACCUUGGGGAACCUGCUUCAGUUGAAGUUGACCUUGGGGAACCCGUUGAAGUUGACCUUGGGGAACCUGUUUCAGUUGAAGUUGACCUUGGGGAACCUGUUUUAGUUGAAGUUCUUGAACCUGUUGAAGUUUCAGUUGAAGUUCUUGAACCUGUUGAAGUUUCAGUUGUUGACCAUUUUGAAGUAGAGGUUGUUGACCCUGUUGAAGUUUCAGUUGUUGACCAUUUUGAAGUAGAGGUUCUUGAACCUUUUGAGGUUGAAGUUGUUCCCACUUUUGAAGUAGAGGUUGAGGACUCUUUAGUUGAGGUUCUUGAACCUGUUUCAGUAGAGGUUGUUAACCCCAAUGUAUACGAGGUUGGGGAAUCCUUAGUAGAGGUUAGGGAACCCUUAGUAUGA